Tuber melanosporum (Perigord truffle) is the source of this 685-nucleotide messenger RNA. RefSeq lists its product as uncharacterized. The transcript is spliced from 2 exons. NCBI's taxonomy places the organism in Eukaryota, Fungi, Ascomycota, Pezizomycetes, Pezizales, Tuberaceae. The coding region runs from base 1 to 309 and encodes 102 amino acids. The record is from RefSeq and is a predicted model, not a curated record.
AUGAGAUUUAGGGAGGGAAUGUGUCGGGAGGGGGAGUCUUGGGAGGAGAUUGGAGUUUUGGCGAGUUUGGAAGAAGAGAACGUUAAAUGGACUUGCAUAAAUGAUGCUGUAAAAUCGAUGGCGACCUACGUGAAUGGAAUUGGAGCAGUAGUUCAGGUGCCAUCAGACCCUCCAAUUCCAGCUGACCCUAGUAGAGCCUUUGGGAGAACAAACACAAGACCCUUUAUGUCCGGUCACGAUUACAACGAUGAUCUUGCUGGUGGCGAAGACGGCGAUCCCGUGGGCGGAGCGGACGGUGAUUAUAUUUAGGGAGGUUAUUUUACCCCCCUUUUCUUCUUGAUAGCAGUGUUUUCACCUCUUACUUUUCUCUACCUAUCCUAGUCAGGGUUUAGGCAGAAGAUUUUUUGUAGUUUUUUGCUUUGACGAAUUUCCUACUUUUGUGGGCUUUCCCAUUUGGGAUGGGACGGACUGGAUGAGAUUUCGACACUGCGCAGGGGAGGUAUCUAUUUGGCCGCAUUUUUGCGCGGCACUUUAGCUUGGGAUUACGACCGGAAUCUGGAGUCCGACUCCACUGCUUUUUGCUUUUUUUCUUCUCGCGAUUCCGGCGCCGGUGCCUUUCCUAAGCAACGACCUCCUAGAGGCGAUAAAUUAAUUUAAAAUACUUUGUUUCCCAAAGUCUACACGU